AGCCCUUUGGCUGGAGGAGAACACUUUCUUACAGAGUAGAACUCGUGAGACGUGAGACUCUCUCGAGAAUGGGCUGUGCUGCGAGUGUGAGUGCAAAGGUCGUGGACUUUGAUCCGGUGGCUGUCGACCUUGCAGGAGACGAAGUGGCAAAACAAUCAACUCUUCGCUCCUGGACAGCAACACCCAUCCCUGGUGUGCCAUGCCCGCCCAAUCGCACUAUGCAUGAGCUGCACUUGAUGAAGAUGGAGAAGUAUGCGGGCAAGAUUGAGAAAGCCCCGCACGAGCUCCACAUCAAAGUGGCAUGCAAACGGCUCGAUGCUGAGAUCCUGUCCGAGCAGAUCCUCUCAGAGCAGAUGACAGAGUCUGAGCGAAUCCGUCCUUAGAGUCCGACCUCUUCGCGGCGCACUUUCUGAGGUGUUUCGUACAGUUUUUUCUGUUG
Cladocopium goreaui is the source of this 439-nucleotide messenger RNA. Lineage: Eukaryota; Dinophyceae; Suessiales; Symbiodiniaceae. The record is from the annotation of a GenBank genome assembly.